AUGUCGGCAGGAUUCUUGGCCUCUUGGAUCAAGGCCCAGAAGCUCAACGGUCCGCGGAUGAAGGAUGCCCCGCCGUUCUACCGCAACCUGGAGGAGGCCCUAGACGUGCGACGGAGCGACCAUGCAAUGAUGACGCGGACGCAGAGCGCGUGGAAGAAGGGCGAGGCGGUCGACUUCUGCUCCAACGACCUGCUCUCGCUGGGGACGACGGGCAAGAUCCGCACCGCCUUCCUCGAGGAGCUCGCGCGGCACCCGAACUUCCCCCUCUACGCCGGCGGGUCGCGGCUCAUGGACGGUAACUACGACUACAUCGAGCAGGUAGAGCAGGAGAUCGCCGACUUCCACGGCGCCGAGACCGCGCUCAUCCUCAACUCGGGGUAUGAGGCUAACAGCGCUCUCUUCGCCGCCAUCCCGCGGCCCGGCGACGCCAUCAUCUACGAUGAGCUCGUCCACGCGAGCACGCACGACGGCAUGGCGCACAGCCUGGCCCUGUGCCGCAUGCCGUUCCGCCAUAACGACGUCGACUCGUUCCGCGAGACGCUGGCCUCGGUCCUCGACACGCAGCCUCUGAUUAAGGACGGGUCACGCUGCGUGCUCGUGUCGGUCGAGUCCGUCUACAGCAUGGACGGUGACAUGUGCCCGAUCGAGGAGCUCAUCGAGAUCGCCAAGGAGCUCUGCCCGAAAGGAAACGUCGCGUUCAUUGUGGACGAGGCCCACGCGACGGGAAUCGUCGGCCCGCAAGGGGCUGGCCUCGUCUCCGAGCUCGGGAUCCAGGACGAGAUCGCUAUCCGGGUUCAUACCUUCGGAAAGGCGAUGGCCUCGACCGGCGCUGUCAUACUCGGGAACCAAUCCGUGAGGUUGGCGCUCAUGAAUUUUGCGCGCUCCGUCAUCUACACGACGGCGCCCUCGUUCCCGACGGUGGCAGCGAUCCGGGCGGCGUACAACCUGCUCAGGUCGGGAGAGACGCAAGAGAACCAAGACCAGAUCCAACACCUGGUGAAGCACUUCCUCAAGACGAUCACGGCGAAAGACGUGUGGGAUGAGGCGAACGACCUGGGGAUCCUGUCGAUUCCGUUGAGCGAGAACUGGGAGACGCGGGACUUCGUGACGCACAUCGUGCCGGUGUGGACGCGGCAGCGGUACAACUUCUGGCUCGUGUUCCACCUGCAGCUGGCGGGGCUGUCGGCCUUCCCCAUCGACUACCCGGUGGUGCCCAAGGGCCAGAGCCGCAUCCGGCUCAUGUUCCACUCGGCCAACACCGAGGCCGAGGUGGAGCGCCUCGUCGACACCAUCUGCGAAUGGGUCCGCGAAAUGAUCGACAUCGAGAAGAGCCCCGACGGCAAGUCCAAGAUCCCCCGCGCCGCCCAGCAUAUCUACGCCCUGAUGGCCGACGCCUGA
Molecule: messenger RNA, 1398 nt
Organism: Durotheca rogersii
Lineage: Eukaryota; Fungi; Ascomycota; Sordariomycetes; Xylariales; Xylariaceae
Product: putative aminotransferase
Exons: 3
Coding region: 1-1398 (465 amino acids)
Biological process (GO): biosynthetic process
Molecular function (GO): pyridoxal phosphate binding
Source: RefSeq, a predicted model, not a curated record